This is a messenger RNA of Impatiens glandulifera, 679 nucleotides long. RefSeq lists its product as uncharacterized. The coding region runs from base 97 to 363 and encodes 88 amino acids. The record is from RefSeq and is a predicted model, not a curated record. NCBI's taxonomy places the organism in Eukaryota, Viridiplantae, Streptophyta, Magnoliopsida, Ericales, Balsaminaceae. The transcript is spliced from 2 exons.
UCACAACCCAGUCAUCGUCCACAACUCAUCUCCGCUGCUAUCUGAGGGGUGAGAGUUGAGAAUUUAGACCCGAAAGAGAUAUUGGAGAGAGAGAAAAUGGGCGGAGGAGGAGAUCACGGUCAUCACGCAGAUGCGGCUCACGGCGGCGAUUUCAGGACCAAAGUAUGGAGCAUGACUGGUGGCCCUUAUUGUAGGCCCAAGCACUGGAAGCGCAACACCGCUAUUGCCAUGUUUGGUAUCUUUCUCACCUGCAUCCCCAUCGCUAUGGUAUCCGCAAAGCUCGAGCAACGGCCACACCAUCCAGUUCGUCCCAUACCAUCUCAGCUCUGGUGCAAAAAUUUUGGGAAAAAAGAUUAUAAUUGAUGCAAGAAAUACAGUCUUUCUGCAGUUCUUCUUCAAGAAAGAUUAAUGCACCGAGAAUGGAUUAGGGAUAUUGAACUGUCAGUUUUAUGAUUUUUCUGGAUUUCGUUUUAAGAGUGCAUAUCAUAAUAGGACCCUGUCAUCUUAUGGUCUAAGGGACCUUAAUAAGCUAAUGUCUGUUUGUUUUUACCAGAUAAUAUCCGCGUUAUGUGUUAAAUAAUACAUGCACCCAUUUGUUGGGAUAAAUACUCUUAAGCAUGUGUGUUUAUGGAUUUUGCAUGCUUCUAUAAGUGAAUAUAGCAUUCGUGGUUUCAGAUGA